ACAGAGGCUAAAGAGCGCCGCAACAACCGCCCCCACCCCAUGCCGUCUCGCCGUAUUCAUCCACUCAAUACGAUCAAUACGGGCCAGCCGCCGCGUCAUGAGGGCAGGGACUCGGAAAGUUACCAUGUUGAAGGCAGGAACAAGCUGUGAAUAACACCAAAGGCAACUGCGGGAAAAGAGAAGAAGGAACGAAAAAAACUGAAAGAUAGCAAAGGUUCGUUGAAGGUUCAGUUGUCUCACUCGGUACAAGUGCAACGUUGGCCAGGUAAGCAUCACCCAGCAGCUUCCUUCGCUCACCCUUCAGUUCUUGCCCUUUCCGUUUUCCGCCAACUUCAGGUUUUCUGUCCCACCUCGCCAUCCUCAACCAGUCUGAUCGAUGGCUCACAGCGAGCUCCUUCUCGGUGGACUUGGGGGUGGACUUGGGGGGUUGCCCUGUUUUACCUCUUGUCUUGCUCAAGUUGGCUUGACUUGACCGGUAACGUUACUGUUCCAGCCAGCUCAGGCCAUUAUUUCCGUUCCGCAUCAUCUUCCUGGACAAGAAAGAUACAAGAAGACACCGAGUCGGGACGAUCACAGUGCUUACAAUCGAUGCAGGACGACCGCACUAAAAUAGUCCCCCAUUAACUGGCUUGCUGCAAUCAAAAGUUCACUUCUCGUGGAGUCAGUCGAUGAAUCUCUGUUCUUGAGUUUCAAGUCCUGCAGCUUCUCAAUACCUUGACCGCAAUCUUCACUCCGGGACUUCCCAAGAACGGAACCCAGCCCUGACGAGACUCCAGAACGGCCCCAUCAGCCAACAGCUUGCAGACGAUUCCAUAGGGCAGCCACUUGGGAUCGCCACACAUCACCACCCGUUGACCAUCUCCAUUUGCUGCAGGACAAGGCCGCCCAGACUUACUCUCUUUCCUCGGCAAGCCACCAUGGAACCGAACAAAACCCUCGAGAUGCCCCCUGCCGGAGCCUCGCUUCCCAUCGUUGACGUUGAAAAGGCGGCAUCAGAAGACGCAAGGACACGCUCGACGAGACCAGAGGACCAGAGGUUACCAACCAACACCACUACCGACAACAAGAUGAACUCGACGAGGCGCGCUCUCUUGAGCGUCACUCUGUGCCUCUUGUUCUUCUUCGGCUUGACAUCGGCCGGACCAUCGAAAUGGCAGCAGAGGGUUCAGUGUCGUGAGGGAGCUGCAUCGGCAGAGGGCGAGAACUUCCAGUCCCUGCUGGAUGCGGCAUCGAAAGACUCUCUUCACAACAUCCUUCACAAAGCAUUUCCUGGGCGGUUCCAGCACGGAGUAUGGGAGUCGGAGAAGCAAGCCAUCGAGGCCGUUCACCGGGACAACGCCUCUCUUGCGACAGCAGUCUUGCGCAUGGCCAAGCGUGAUGACUCGAACACCACCAUCGCUUCGUCAACUCAGCAACCGACGACUUCUUCGGCCUCAUCCAGCGCUCAGGCUACUUCAUCGUCAAGCUCCGCGCAGCAAUCCACCACCAGCUCUUCGUCAUCGAGUGUACCUACGCCCGAGCCGUCAACCACCACCCAGGCUCCUCCCGUCACCAUCACCACUACUUCGACCACUUCGACCACCUCGACCAUUCCAACCACCACCUCGACCACUUCGAUCAAGUCAACAUCCUCAUCGGCACCUCAGGCUAGCCCCAGCUCAACUGGUACGUCCGUGAGCGAGAGUGAGAGAACUCUCGUCCUGAUAUCAACGUCGUCUUCUGCGUCUUCUGUGUCGUCUUCCGCGUCUUCUGUGUCGUCUUCCGAGCCGUCUUCUGAAGCCGGAGUGUCUUCCACCACUUCUUCUUCAUCUGGUUCGUCGUCCACCUCAUCCAGAUCUUCUUCUUCUCUUGAACCAUCUUCGUCAUCCACUUCACCCACCACCACUUCAUCUUCUGAUGUCGUGUCAUCCGUGUCGACGACAGCGUCGUCCACAUCAGCUACGACCAUCUCUUCUGGUUCGUCGUCCACGUCCAUUUCACGUGCCACUUCUUCUUCAAUCACGUCCUCCACAUCCCAGGAAGUAACAGCUUCCUCGGUCACUGUGGUUACGUCGGUGUCACUUGUUUACUUCUCUUCAACCACCUUGAGCACCACCUCCAAGGCCAAGCCCCAGACAACCGAGCAACCACCACAGACCACCCAGCAGCCUCAACAACCCAAUGAGCCCAUGAUCCCCAGCUCCAAGGUCAUCGUCCAGACUUUGACCUCAACCUCGGACGGCGUCGAGGUCGUCGUGACCCAGACCAGCACCGUCCGCGUCGAUCUUACCCCCACAGCGGGCGCCGGCACCACCAGGGCGUCUCCCAGCCUUCAGACCGAGAAUGCGGGCUCUUCUCUCCAGCAGCAGCCGGGAUUGGGGCGGUGGCUGAUGGUCGUUGAGUCUGUCGUGUUGGGGGCGCUGCUGUUCGGCUUUGCUCUUGCUUGAACGCGAGCGCGAUUGAAGUUACCUUUUUUUUCGUCUUGGUAUAUGGGUUUUGGCUUUGGCUUUGGCUUUUCAAAUUUGCGUUUCGUUUGCCUUAGCACUGCAUUGCGUCGGUUACUUACGUCUACGUCACUUACAUUCUUUUUCUGUUGUUCUUGCAUUCCAGGGUUUACAACAACACCACGCACACAUACACACUUAUACACAGGCAUUGAUUUCUGCGGCGGCGCGCUGCCGUCGUCGCGAUGUAUGUCCACAUUCUUUUUUCCUGGGACAAAAAAGGGCAUUUGUUUACCGAUACUUGGUGACAAAAGUGGAAGGAGGCGAUUUGGUAAUUUGGUAUGGGGAACGGUUCAUGCAUAGAGAUUUGGUUAGGCUAUCUACAGUUUUGGAACAGGAUAAUCUGUGGUCUGUACGAUGUGCAGGCAGGACAAAAGGGGCGAGCUAAGUUGUCACUGGGUGACCCUCAAGAAGUGGGAUAUGCGGUAAAGGAGGAAUGGUUGGAUGGGAUAUAGGUUUAUACAUAAGAACGGACGACGUGCGUACAUAGUAUCUGGAUGGUAUGAUGAAAUGAAUUAGAAUGACCAACAUUGUUGAGACUGGUACCGU
Molecule: messenger RNA, 3032 nt
Organism: Neurospora crassa OR74A
Lineage: Eukaryota; Fungi; Ascomycota; Sordariomycetes; Sordariales; Sordariaceae
Exons: 3
Coding region: 918-2426 (502 amino acids)
Source: RefSeq, a predicted model, not a curated record